GCCAUUUACUCCCGCGGCGCAGCGCACAAGGAGCCCUCCCGUGCGGUACCAUCCUGGAGCCCGCCCAGGUCACUUUCAUGAAUUCAAAAGCAAUUUACCAGUGAUUUCUGGGUGCUGGGGCUGAUUGUUUUGUGCGUAUUUAAGAAUGUCUUCCAAGCAAGCCACCUCUCCAUUUGCCUGUACAGCUGAUGGAGAGGAAGCAAUGACCCAAGAUUUGACCUCAAGGGAAAAAGAAGAGGGCAGUGAUCAACAUGUGGCCUCCCAUCUGCCUCUGCACCCCAUAAUGCACAACAAACCUCACUCUGAGGAGCUACCAACACUUGUCAAUACCAUUCAACAGGAUGCUGACUGGGACAGUGUUCUGUCGUCUCAGCAAAGAAUGGAGUCAGAGAAUAAUAAGUUAUGUUCCCUAUAUUCCUUCCGAAAUACCUCUACCUCACCACACAAGCCUGACGAAGGGAGUCGGGACCGCGAGAUAAUGACCAGUGUUACUUUUGGAACCCCAGAACGCCGCAAAGGGAGCCUUGCCGAUGUGGUGGACACACUGAAACAGAAGAAGCUUGAGGAAAUGACUCGGACUGAACAAGAGGAUUCCUCCUGCAUGGAGAAACUACUUUCAAAAGAUUGGAAGGAAAAAAUGGAAAGAUUAAAUACCAGUGAACUUCUUGGAGAAAUUAAAGGUACACCUGAGAGCCUGGCAGAAAAAGAACGGCAGCUCUCUACCAUGAUUACCCAGCUGAUCAGUUUACGGGAGCAGCUCCUGGCAGCGCAUGAUGAACAGAAAAAACUGGCAGCCUCACAAAUUGAGAAACAACGGCAGCAAAUGGACCUUGCUCGCCAACAGCAAGAACAGAUUGCAAGACAACAGCAGCAACUUCUGCAACAGCAGCACAAAAUUAAUCUCCUGCAACAACAGAUCCAGCAGGUUCAGGGUCACAUGCCUCCGCUCAUGAUCCCAAUUUUUCCACAUGACCAGCGGACCCUGGCAGCAGCUGCUGCUGCCCAACAGGGAUUCCUCUUCCCCCCUGGAAUAACAUACAAACCAGGUGAUAACUACCCCGUACAGUUCAUUCCAUCAACAAUGGCAGCUGCUGCUGCUUCUGGACUCAGCCCUUUACAGCUCCAGCAGCUCUAUGCCGCUCAGCUGGCCAGCAUGCAGGUGUCACCUGGAGCAAAGAUGCCAUCAACUCCACAGCCACCAAACACAGCAGGGGCAGUCUCACCUACUGGGAUAAAAAAUGAAAAGAGAGGGACCAGCCCUGUAACUCAAGUUAAGGAUGAAGCAGCAGCGCAACCGCUGAAUCUCUCAUCCCGACCCAAGACAGCUGAGCCUGUAAAGUCCCCAACUUCUCCCACCCAGAGCCUCUUCCCAGCCAGCAAAACCAGCCCUGUCAAUCUGCCUAACAAAAGCAGCAUCCCCAGCCCCAUUGGAGGAAGCUUGGGAAGAGGAUCCUCUUUAGAUAUCCUGUCCAGUCUCAACUCUCCUGCCCUGUUUGGGGAUCAGGAUACAGUGAUGAAAGCUAUUCAGGAGGCUCGGAAGAUGCGAGAACAGAUCCAGCGGGAGCAACAACAGCAGCAGCCACAUGGUGUUGAUGGGAAACUGUCCACCCUGAAUAAUAUGGGGCUGAACAACUGUAGGAAUGAAAAGGAAAGAACACGCUUUGAAAAUUUGGGGCCCCAGUUAACAGGAAAGUCAAGUGAAGAUGGAAAGCUGGGCCCAGGUGUCAUCGAUCUUACCCGGCCAGAAGAUGCAGAGGGAAGUAAAGCAAUGAAUGGCUCUGCAGCUAAACUACAGCAGUAUUAUUGUUGGCCAACAGGAGGUGCCACUGUGGCUGAAGCACGAGUCUACAGGGAUGCCCGAGGCCGGGCCAGCAGCGAGCCACACAUCAAGCGACCAAUGAAUGCAUUCAUGGUUUGGGCAAAGGAUGAGAGGAGGAAAAUCCUUCAGGCCUUUCCUGACAUGCAUAACUCCAACAUCAGCAAAAUCUUAGGAUCUCGUUGGAAAUCCAUGUCCAACCAAGAAAAGCAACCUUAUUAUGAGGAGCAGGCCCGGCUAAGCAAGAUCCACUUAGAGAAGUACCCGAACUAUAAAUACAAACCUCGACCGAAACGCACCUGCAUUGUCGAUGGCAAGAAGCUCCGGAUUGGGGAAUACAAGCAACUGAUGAGGUCUCGGAGACAGGAGAUGAGGCAGUUCUUUACUGUGGGGCAGCAGCCUCAGAUUCCAAUCACCACAGGAACAGGUGUUGUGUAUCCUGGUGCUAUUACUAUGGCAACUACCACACCAUCACCUCAGAUGACAUCUGACUGCUCUAGCACCUCGGCCAGCCCAGAGCCCAGCCUCCCGGUCAUCCAGAGCUCUUAUGGUAUGAAGACAGACGGUGGAAGCCUAGCUGGAAAUGAAAUGAUUAAUGGAGAGGAUGAAAUGGAAAUGUAUGACGACUAUGAAGACGACCCCAAAUCAGACUAUAGCAGUGAAAAUGAAGCCCCGGAAGCUGUCAGUGCCAACUGAGGAGUGUUUGUUUGCUGAAUUAAAAUACUCUGACAUUUCACUUCCCCUCCCCCAACAAAAAAAGUUCUUAAAGAGCCCGCAUGCAUUUGUGGCUCCACAAUUACAUCAGCAGAAUGGUCUUAAUUGUUUCGUAAAGCGUGAGACAGAUUAAGUUUUCCCUGAUUUUUCAUGAACUUGAGUUUUUUUGUCGUUAUUGUUGUUGUUGUUGUUUUUUAAUUUAGGUGAAGACAUAUUAAAUAUGAGACACCAGGACUUGAAAACUUAU
Messenger RNA from Budorcas taxicolor (takin), 2777 nucleotides. RefSeq names its product SRY-box transcription factor 6 (gene SOX6). The record is from RefSeq and is a predicted model, not a curated record. Gene Ontology annotation, biological process: positive regulation of chondrocyte differentiation; central nervous system development; cell fate commitment. The transcript is spliced from 16 exons. Bases 146 to 2512 code for a protein of 788 amino acids. Gene Ontology annotation, molecular function: RNA polymerase II cis-regulatory region sequence-specific DNA binding; DNA-binding transcription factor activity, RNA polymerase II-specific. Gene Ontology annotation, cellular component: nucleus. NCBI's taxonomy places the organism in Eukaryota, Metazoa, Chordata, Mammalia, Artiodactyla, Bovidae.